AUGCGGGUACCUAAAUUCCUACGCAGUUUGUAUGACAUUCUCCACUACGAGGACCAGUCCAUCUUAACGUGGUCCAAGGACGGCACCUACUUCCAGAUCUUCGAUACCAAGCGACUCGAGAUCGUUGUGCUGCCCAAGUACUUCAAGCACGGUAAAUUCGCCAGUUUCCAGCGCCAACUGAACAACUUUGGCUUCCGCAAAUGGACCAAGACACAGUCCAGCGUCUGUACGUUCAGCCACCACCAUCUCGUUCGUUGCCACCCGCAACAGCUGGCUGAGUUCAUCAGUCGACGCCCUCCUUCCAACGGCAUGCGCUCAGAUGUUGACGCCUCGUCGGCUAAGCGUAAGAGGACAUUCACGGAAUUGAUGCGAUCCGGAGAUACUGGGACUUCCGCUGCCGCGAAGAUGAUCAAGCGGGAAAACGACAGUUUCAACAGGACGGAAGGCCACGAGCUGGCCAUCGCGACGAACUCCCCUCUAGCCAAAGGUGUGCCACGAUGGGUGGCAGACCCUGUGGGUUUUUUGAAGGCCAGUGAAGAGAAGAAUGCGACGCCCACGAGCACGUCGUCAGAGCAGGCGUUCAAUUUCUCGAUGGAGGAGCUGCAUAACAUCAUUUUACCUGUGGCGUCCACAUCGGAGCGCCAAGACAGCAGGUCGAUGGAGAAAAUGCUCGAGUUGCGCAUGUUGAACGAGUGUUUGGAUCUCGGAACGGCUAGUUCAUUAAGCACCACUUUGAACCCCGCGGGUGGCGAGCUCUUCCCGUCGUUUCCCUUUUCUUGGGAUAGCGACACAUUUUUCGCUCCAGUUGGCCGUGCCCACGUCGAGCAGGAGCGCGGUUUGUGGAGAUUACAUUAA
Molecule: messenger RNA, 855 nt
Organism: Phytophthora infestans T30-4
Lineage: Eukaryota; Oomycota; Peronosporomycetes; Peronosporales; Peronosporaceae
Exons: 1
Coding region: 1-855 (284 amino acids)
Biological process (GO): regulation of DNA-templated transcription
Molecular function (GO): DNA-binding transcription factor activity; sequence-specific DNA binding
Source: RefSeq, a predicted model, not a curated record